ACGCAGCGGCCCAGAACGGCGAGUUCAACCGCCGUCGACCGGGGAGCCCCAUUAAGGUCCCCUAUAGUAUAGCGCGUCGAUAGCAGCAAAUACCGCCCACCCGAUGGCCUGUAGCUAGUCCUGGUCGGCGUCCCCGCCCAAGCCGGUAGCCCCACCGACCAGCGCCCUCGAAUUCUGCUCAUCGCAUCAUUGCAACCAGCUCCCGACCUCGACUUCUAACUUGUCCUACUUGUACUUAAUCGCCCACGUCCCCAGCCGCCCGGGCCGCGAGCUCUCAUCUCGUCUCUUCUCCUCACUUCACCCAGCGCUUCUCUCCGGCCGCGUGACCAUUCGGCAGUCGAAGCACCGCCGGACGUAGGACCAACAGCGAGGACAACCCCCCCCCCCCCCCCCGUCAGAGCUACAAAACGCAAGCACCCGCCCUCGCGCACACGCACGCACGCACGAACGCAGCCCCGCCCGUCGCGGACGGAAUGACCUGACAGCGCCGUCGUUCACACCCGGUCCGUCCCGCGCGCCAGCCAGCACGACGCGACGAUGCGCUCGCACCGGGCGUUCGAGAGCGAGGACGCGAACGAGGCGCAGUGGGAGGCGGCGCGCGGCGCGGCCGUCGGCGCCGCCAAGUGGGGGGUCGCGACCGCGGCCCUCGGCGGCCUCGGGUACGCCCUGUCGCCCGUCUACCGCGGGCUGACCAUCCAGUUCAAGGUAUACAUCCAGAUGUCCGGCAUGAUCCUCGGCGGCAUGAUCGAGGCCGACUACCGCAUGCGCCAGUACGAGAACCGCGUGCGCGUCCAGCGCCGGCUCGCGCGCGACCGCGCCCUCUGGGCCGACUACGAGAAGGAGCUCGCCGAGAUCGAGAAGGAGAGCAGCAAGAAGUAAGGUCAGGUGGGGCGACGCCGGGAUUCUCCCAUUGUCUGCUGCCGUUAUGUUGUCGUCGGUACUGUCGCUGGGAUGGGCCAAGAAAAGCAAUUAAAGGGAGGCGAAAAGGGCGCCUCCGGUAUCACGAGGCGAGAUUGGCCAUGUAUAUAUUCGCGCGUGCGCGAAGGCAGGUUGGCGAUUUCUCUAUGUCUUCUACUCCCAUUAGGUGGUCCCAGAUACCAGAUAGCUACAUAGGUC
Messenger RNA from Durotheca rogersii, 1116 nucleotides. RefSeq lists its product as uncharacterized. The coding region runs from base 538 to 879 and encodes 113 amino acids. Lineage: Eukaryota; Fungi; Ascomycota; Sordariomycetes; Xylariales; Xylariaceae. The record is from RefSeq and is a predicted model, not a curated record. The transcript has 2 exons.